CACUUUAGGCGUCUUACUGUUGAGGUGGAAGAAAGAGGUCCUGAAGCAGUGAGACAAGCAAGAGAUGCCCUAUUCUAUGGGCUUCACCCAGCAGAGGACAAUGUGAGGGAACCGGAAGUGAAUGAGAAUCCGAGAGGACGGCCUCGAACAAGCACCAGUCGCAUUCGUUCAUAUUAUGAGCGGUCUCGUUCGAGGAGUACUGGGCCUGGUUCGAGUGGAGGCAGGGGGCGAUCGAGUGGAGGUAGAUCCCGAUCGAGUGGAGGCAGAUCCCGAUCGAGUGGAGGUAGAUCCCGAUCGAGUGGAGGUGAAUCCGACGAGCAUGAUACAGGGCAAUAUUCUUACCCUUACAUCGAUGAGCUUUUUCCAGAGUUUGUUCGACCUUUGCUGGUAGGCGAUUUCAACCCUAGUCCAGACGGCCAUUGUGGUUUUAGGGCACUUUCUCAUUGUAUUUAUGGGGAUGAUAGUCACUAUCUGCUCAUGAGAUCGGCGAUUGUCCAUGAAAUCCAACAACAUUUAUGGAAGUACGAGAACUUGUAUAAUGGUGGUCCACUAGCUCACAUUGACCGCAUCAAUUGGCUCGAGGCGGGUUCCGCACCAAUGGGGCGAUGGAUGGAUUCUGAGGACUUGUUCGUGUUUGCCACCAUCUACAACAUCGCAGUCAUGGUCUUCACAUACCAGAUGUUUGAUGUCAAUAAUGGAAACCGUCCACUACCCAACCGCUACGAUGAUGCCUAUGUGGUAUUGCCUAUUGAUGCGGACCAAGGUACUUUGCCACCAACCAUGUUCUUAUCACUGCACUAUGUGAACAACCACUACAUUCGAUUGUACUUCAACCAGGAUCAGUUUCCCAUACCCCCUCUGCAUCCACUUUGGCAUGGGAUAGCAAGUCCUAACGUGGCGGGAUGGGAAGCUAUUCUCGAGGGUGGACAAAAUUUGUAUGCGAGUCUUGGUGGUCGGCAGCGAGCCAGGCAGAGAGACCCCCGAAGAGCUAGGGGAAGGGGUAGGGGUAGGAGCAAUGCAUAGUGUUGCGAUGCUCUAUUUAUAUGUUGUUGUUUUUCUAGUUGUAUUUUAAAUGGCUCUAGU
Molecule: messenger RNA, 1083 nt
Organism: Linum tenue
Lineage: Eukaryota; Viridiplantae; Streptophyta; Magnoliopsida; Malpighiales; Linaceae
Source: the annotation of a GenBank genome assembly